AUGAAUUUACUUUUGCUUCUUCUCCUUUUGGUCACGACAUCUGUUGGUUAUUACAUUGAUGAUUCUAGAAUGGAGGAAAUCGAAUGCUCCAUCGUCGCGAUUCUCUCUGACCAAAUCGAAGAAAGCAAAGACUGUAAUCUCAAACAUCUUCUGAAGAAUGACCCGUUAUUCAAACCAUUGAUCCAAACCAACGCUCACAAGAAGCGAAGCGCUUAUGAAGUGAUCGGAGUCCAGACAUGCGAGGAAAACGAGCCAUGCCGAAUCGGUCGUACUCGUUCUUGUCUGUGCCCGGAAGACUUCGUUUGUGACACCACUCCAGCCAACAAAGACGUUCAUCUUUGUGUUAAACUCGGAUAUUUUCGAAUGUUCGGAGCCAAGAGAUAA
Caenorhabditis briggsae is the source of this 384-nucleotide messenger RNA. Lineage: Eukaryota; Metazoa; Nematoda; Chromadorea; Rhabditida; Rhabditidae. The transcript is spliced from 3 exons. The record is from RefSeq and is a predicted model, not a curated record. The coding region runs from base 1 to 384 and encodes 127 amino acids.